AAACACUACACUUAGAAACUAGAAUUUAUUUCUUGAGUUUCACUUAAAAAUCAAUUUUUUGAGCACAACAAAAUGCCCUGCAGAGUUGGCGACACAGAUUAUAUUUCGGCUCGUUUUCAGCCUAGUGUAAGAAUUGGAAAUUGGGUGGAAGAAAAUUGCCUAGAGGAGGACAAAAUAGUAAACUUCAAGAAGCAACGCGAUCGGGGCGAGCUCCUGGUGGAAAAGGCCCGCACUUUGUAUGACAACUUCCACAAGGAGGUCGUUUUGGCCGCCCCCAAGCAGACCAUUAUUUUCGGGGCCAUAGUGCAGCUGAUGCCCAUCUAUAUGAACAUCAGCGACAUGGACACAUCCGACCUGAAUGCUGCCUUGUCGGUGGUUAUCAACGAGAAGGUGGUGCGGAGGAGCCAGUCGAUUAACGAGCACUGCGAGCUUUCGGUGGCUCCUUCGAAGCGACCCUGUGUGCGAAACUCCUUCAUGAUUGUCAGCGGAGACGGCCGCGAUCGCACUGGGGAGAACAUCAAGUACGGGCAGCGGUUCCAGCUGCAGUGCAUGGCCUCCGACCACGACCCCAUCGUACUGUACAGUGGGCCCAAGCAGUGCAACCUGCAGCAGGGCGUCAACGCCACCUAUUUGUCCCACAAAAACGGGGAGCUCAACCUCAACUUGGGACUGGUGCAUCGCAGUAGAUUUGCCUGUCCGGACAACGAUUUACCCCUGGCGUAUACAAACUGGUUCUGCCGACACGUUGAUCCAAAGCAGCGUUUCGAAAGCGAGGGGGAAGAUAUACCUAGCAAUUCCCCCCUUGUGAUUGUACACGGAACCACGAAUCGAAAUCUAGCCGCCGAAAAUGUUUUAAUCCAAACCCUGUUUGGCCCCGAGUUUUUGGUGUCCGUGCAGAACUAUCGAAACAUCUUCAAGCACGAGAUCUGGAAGAACGUGUGGAUAAUCAGCAAUGGAUAUCAGACUGGCUCAAAAUCAGCAAAGUCUUCGUCUCACUGAGUCUUCAAAGGUUCAAAAAAGCUCGGAGGGCAUUACAUAUUCGUAAAAAAGGCCACAGCAAUCAUGUUUUAUUUGAACUUGAUUUUUAUGUGGCGAAAAUUUAAAUUUCGCACAUAAACUGUGCCUAGCCGAGCCCCUGCUGUUCUGGCCUAGAUAGAAAUUGGCAUUUGACGGGGUAAUUUGAAAAGAAAAUACCUUUAACUGGGACGGUAAUUAAGAUAAUGGCCAAAGAAGGUUGCAAGUCUAAGAGGGAAUAUUAGAAUCUAAAACUAACUAAACUAACUAUUUAUAUUCAAAAAAUAAGUCGUACAUGUACACAAGUCCCAUAUAAUAUAUUUGGAUUUACAAAAAUUAAUAAAGUAAGGAACAUGACCCCC
This is a messenger RNA of Drosophila rhopaloa, 1376 nucleotides long. RefSeq names its product cilia- and flagella-associated protein 161. Gene Ontology annotation, cellular component: motile cilium. Bases 73 to 999 code for a protein of 308 amino acids. Gene Ontology annotation, biological process: cilium assembly. The record is from RefSeq and is a predicted model, not a curated record. NCBI's taxonomy places the organism in Eukaryota, Metazoa, Arthropoda, Insecta, Diptera, Drosophilidae. The transcript has 4 exons.